This is a messenger RNA of Letharia columbiana, 2352 nucleotides long. RefSeq lists its product as uncharacterized. Lineage: Eukaryota; Fungi; Ascomycota; Lecanoromycetes; Lecanorales; Parmeliaceae. The transcript has 2 exons. Gene Ontology annotation, cellular component: cytoplasm. Gene Ontology annotation, molecular function: protein kinase binding. Bases 1 to 2352 code for a protein of 783 amino acids. The record is from RefSeq and is a predicted model, not a curated record.
AUGGACUCGGAGGAUGGACAAGUCUUUGUCAAGAGUUUAGCACAGUUUGUUAGGACACAUGAGAAAGCCCUUGCCAACGCCUUGCAAUUGCGCAGGCAAACUCCCAAAAAUGGACAAACAAGCGUCGCUACGGGAGAGACCCCUCCUACACACAUCAGCAGCUACCAAAACUCUGCUCCUUCGUCGUCCACAUCGAAUACUCUGGCAGCUGCCCUUUCCCUUGGAACCCUCAAUUUCACCUCUCAAAGCCUUAAGCCGGCCAAGCUCACCUUGACCUCACACCACCUUUUCUACCUCUUAUCACGCAUAGAAGAGAUAGGAAUCCCUGUGGGGCCAAUGAAUGUGCGAUUAGAAAACAUCCAUGCAGAGGCGUCGCCCGCCAAUUACGUCUCUUUUCUUAGCCAGUCACAAAGGUCUCAGGGCCGCAGCGAUCGCGAUUCGAUUCACUCCGUAUCUAGCGUUCGCAGUGUCAUGUCAGGCAUGUCGAACCUAUGGUCUGGUUUUGGCCUAGGGUCUCCAACCAGUGCUGCUAAGACAGAGAAAGCUGAGGCGCAGCUGUUGAUAGACCUGAAAUAUCUAUACUCCGCUUUCACAAAGAUACCAUGCCUACGACUAUCACCAAACCGUAAAGCACGUCUGAUUGGAGGGUAUGAGGAGUUUCCUUUCGAUACUGCAGUACCAUUGCUAGCCUUCAAGAAUGUCAGCGCACUUGAGAUAUGUGACGUAGACUUUCGACAAUUCUACGGCUGGGAUAAAUUGGCAGAGCAACUGCGUUCGCUCACUGUGAAGCGAUCCAAUGUGGAUGACCCGACAGAUCUCUUUGUCAACAUCGUGCUAGACGACAUGGACAAGCGAAGACGGCGCUCGUCUAGAGCGCAACUACCAUGGCCAGCAAGCCCUUCAUUACGUUUCAGUGAUAUAGGACGGGCAAAUUCCACUCCUAGCUCGCCCGUGAUUGAUGACAAGCUCGGGGAGAGUCCCAAGAAGAAUCUCCAUCUUCACCAAGAUUCCGACAUUCCGGCAUCUCAACGUCAGAGACCAGGGACGAAAAGCGUAUCUCCAAGCCGGCCCAGCACCUCUAGACAGGUCAAAGUUAAACGUUCGGGAUCUGGAAGCUCGAAUUCAAGUACCCAUUCCUUUGGUUCCUUCCCGAUCGGUAUACUCCCAGCGUCAAAAUGGAGAUUCCUGAGGCACUUGAGUCUUGCGGAUAAUUCCCUCACAUCAAUAACAUCUUCCAGUUUUGCACCCCUUUCCAAUAAUUUGCUCUCAUUAGAUUUGUCCUCUAACUUGAUCGUCGAGAUUCCAGAGGCUCUAUAUAUUUUGACUUCUUUAAGGGCUCUGAACCUUAGCAAUUGCAUGAUUGGAUCUCUACACUCGCUGAGAAGGAACCCAUUGCCGGCUAUCACUGCACUAAAUCUUCGCGCAAACCGACUGGUAUCCAUUGCAGGCGUCGAACGACUCCUAUCUCUGGAGCGUCUUGACCUUCGCGAUAACAGACUACAAGACCCAACGGAAUUAGCCAGACUCACUGGCAUCCCAGAUAUUCAUGAGAUCUGGGUUUCGCGUAAUCCUUUCGUCAAGAGCCAUGGCAAUUAUCGCGUCCAGAUAUUCAAUCUUUUCCGGAACACCCCGGGUUAUUCCGAGGAUAUCAUGAUUGAUGCUUCGGCUCCUGGCUAUGGUGAAAGAAGGCAAUUAAGAGAUCGUGUGAUCGAGCCAGAAGGAACCCCAAUCGUCCAGACAAUUCCCCUUGAGCCAACGUCAAAUCUUCUAGCGCAGACCCAGCAGACCCAUAAAAUUAAUGACGGCGCAGACGGACCGGAUUCACAGCGCCCAUCACCUCAAACGACACAAAGUGAGUUUGCGGUAGGGUCAGCUCGUCGAAAAAAGGGCCCAAGGCGGCGCAUCGUAGACGUUGCUCGGGAGAGCUCCUCCCUCAAUCAACAAAGUCAAAGGGAAAUUUCGCAAGACAUCGCACGUUCAACACCCGCCAGUGUUUGCACCGACGACGUGUCGCCAAGGAGCAAGCCGACCUUACUCCCCCCACUGCAGAUUCGAUCUGACAUACCAUCGCCACAGCCGCAGCCGCUCGGAACAAUAGAUUCAGCCGCUUUCUCACCUCCAGAUGUAUCCGACAAAGGACAAUCUCUUGUCUCGGAAAUCCAAAAUUUGAAUCUCAACGUCAACGGUGAAGCAUAUCGACAAAAGAUUGAGAGCCUCAAGAGCGAAGUUGGAAGCAAUUGGUUAAGUGUGCUGAGUGAAGAGGGCUGGAAUCAGCACCACAUGAAACCAGAAGUCCCUGCUUUUCGAGCAUCGAGCCAGGGCAUUCUCAGUGGCAGUCGCACUCUAGGCUAA